This is a messenger RNA of Penicillium olsonii, 1365 nucleotides long. NCBI's taxonomy places the organism in Eukaryota, Fungi, Ascomycota, Eurotiomycetes, Eurotiales, Aspergillaceae. The record is from the annotation of a GenBank genome assembly.
AUGGAUCGGAUUGAGCUUGAUAGGCUCCGGAAGUUUCUUUUUCUAAUGAAAUAUCGAAGCUUGGGAAUGUUUGACCGAUACAACCAUAACAAAAUUGACCAAUACGAGGCGGAUGACCGGAAAAGAUUGUUAAGUUAUAUGCAGUCAAAGGGGUUCACGAGACCGCGUGACGUGUGGUUUGAUAACCUGCGUCGGUUCUUGGAUCUUGAUAUGGACCCCGCGAGGGACUGGAUUGAAACCCUCAAAGCGCAAAUCUACCCUGACGAUGCUGUGAUGAUGCAAAUACAUCUAACUUGGAGCUUCAUAGCGUUCUGUGAACCGACCAAUCCAGGGGAUGAAUUUCUACUGACUCAAAAUGCGUACUCCAUUUUUGAAGGCCCGUCAACUACGAGAUAUAACGUGACUACCCAAAAGGCUGAUGCCAACUUUUAUACCGAGUACCACAAUUUUGCCCCAAUAUCUCCACGGCUAAUCAUUAUCUUGCGAAGUCAUCUUCUUCCUCCCGAAGGUCAACCGCAAGAUUGGCUCAGGAAGGCGCGAAAUCGACUUGCGGUGGCAGUUCAAUCUCAACAUCUCAAUCCAGACAAAGCAGGAUCAAUACUGCACGAUCUUCCCGUUCGACCAUGUCGCCCUAUGUAUACGGCAUCGGAGAUAACUUCACCAACCUGCUUUCGUGAGACUGAUAAAUUUCUGUUUCAAUGUUUCAAACUCUCGCGCCACCAUACGACAACCAUAAACAACAUCUUUCUGGAAGAAGCCCAUACCACCUCAUCAAUCAUCUAUCACUCUCAAGGAUCGCUGAAAUUAAGCUUAGAACAAUAUUUCAAAUCGGAGACGACUGGCAUGAAAGCUGUUCUUGAUCCACGUCACAUCAGUCAUCUACACUUGAUAGCGCUUGAGAAAAUCGCCCGUGAUCUCGGAAGCUCUGUCAGUUGCAGAAUAAAUGCGCCUUGCGGUGUUUCUUCACCUCCACGCAUGUUUAUGUCCUCGUUUGUGGCGUACACUGUUGCAUCUAAACUUCUACCUGAGAAGCAUACGGAAAUGCUACCCCAAGCCUAUUCGCUGAUGAAUCCAGAAGCGAGCGAAAGAGUUUUUUGGAGCGAUACCCACCAAGCCGGCCUCAUGAUGAUAUUGAGGACUAAACUUGACCGGGCUCUGAGAACUUCAAGCCUUUCUAAUGAAGCAAAACUUGAGGUUCGCAGUAAUUUACGUGGUUUCUUCGUGGAUUUCCCCCCUGAAAGGUUAUGGCUGUAUCUGAAAAUCUCACGAAAUAUGAACAAGUUUGAUGACCAAGACUUCACUAAGCAGAUUAUCGAUCUUGAACUCGAAGGCCCAGAGGAUGAUUUUCCCAGAUGUGAGUGUUAA